AUGAAUUUCACUUACCGCUAUGGAGUUCAUCGACCUCUUCAUGCCUGGAACCACAGCCAUGGACUACAUCACAGUGAUCUGAAUAGAUCAAUGGAAAAAGGCUACUCUUCAGAAGGGUGUUAUGAGCAACUUUUUGUCUCGCCGGAAGUAUUUGUGACCUUAGGCUUUGUCAGUUUGCUCGAGAACGUGCUGGUGAUCGCAGCUAUAGCCAAGAACAAGAAUUUGCACUCCCCGAUGUACUUCUUCAUUUGCAGCUUAGCAGUGGCCGACCUGCUGGUGAGCAUUUCCAAUGGAUCAGAAACCAUCGUCAUCACCUGGCUAAACAAUACAGAGGUCGACACACACAGUUUUACCGUUAGCAUUGACAAUAUCAUUGACUCGGUGAUUUGCAGCUCUCUCCUGGCCUCCAUUUGCAGUCUGCUUUCUAUAGCUGUGGACAGGUAUUUCACAAUCUUCUAUGCUCUCCAGUACCACAACAUCAUGACAGGGAGGCGUGUCGGUAUCAUCAUCACCUGCAUCUGGGCUGCUUGCAUAGUUUCAGGUGUCCUGUUCAUUAUUUAUUCUGACAGCAGUGUUGUCAUCAUUUGCCUCAUCACCAUGUUCUUCACCAUGUUAGUCCUCAUGGCAUCUCUCUAUGUCCACAUGUUCAUGCUAGCCCGGCUGCACAUGAAAAAGAUUGCAAUACUCCCAGGCACUGGCCCAAUCCGCCAAGGGGCCAAUAUGAAGGGCGCCAUUACUCUGACCAUCUUGAUUGGAGUCUUUGUAGUGUGCUGGGCCCCACUCUUCCUCCACCUGCUUUUCUACAUUUCAUGCCCUCAUAAUCCUUACUGUAUCUGUUUUAUGUCUCAUUUUCACCUGUACCUCAUUCUAAUCAUGUGUAAUUCCAUCAUCGAUCCGCUUAUCUAUGCUUUCCGAAGCCAAGAGCUGAGGAAAACCUUCAGAGAGAUUAUGUGCUGCUGUAGCCUGAGAGAGUCAUGUGAUUUCUCAGGAAAAUAUUGA
This is a messenger RNA of Pseudonaja textilis, 999 nucleotides long. It is a transcript of the gene MC4R, whose product is annotated as melanocortin 4 receptor. Gene Ontology annotation, molecular function: melanocortin receptor activity. Gene Ontology annotation, cellular component: membrane. The record is from RefSeq and is a predicted model, not a curated record. Lineage: Eukaryota; Metazoa; Chordata; Lepidosauria; Squamata; Elapidae. Gene Ontology annotation, biological process: G protein-coupled receptor signaling pathway.